AUGGCUACUCGCAAGCAUGGGCUGUACCGCCUUAGGAAUGAUGAUGAGUGGGUUGCUGUGCCGAUUGAUAGCUCGAAUGUUAUGAUUGAAGAGAUCAAGAUGGAUACGGAUCGGUUGGAUUUCCUCUUGAAUAUUGCGCAUCUGAGGAGGGUUGAGUGGGAUAGUGCACUUGAGAGGGGGGAGGUUACCUAG
This is a messenger RNA of Penicillium subrubescens, 192 nucleotides long. RefSeq lists its product as uncharacterized. NCBI's taxonomy places the organism in Eukaryota, Fungi, Ascomycota, Eurotiomycetes, Eurotiales, Aspergillaceae. The transcript is spliced from 2 exons. Bases 1 to 192 code for a protein of 63 amino acids. The record is from RefSeq and is a predicted model, not a curated record.